CCUCCAGCUUGUUCAGAUCGUCGUCUGAGCAGGACGGGGCAAGCGCACGGGGCUGCUUGGGACGGUCCAGCUCACCCGGCAGACACAGCGCAGGGUCACGCAGCUCAUCUGGGCACGGGGAGAGCCAGCCACGUGCAGAGACCGGACCCUGCCGUAGAUGCCAGGGACCCAAGAAGAACCUGGGCCGUGGUGGACAUGCCAUGACUGCGAGCUGCCAAGAAUGGCCACGGAGGGACCCUCGGAUGUGGGAGAAGAGAGGCAAGGAGGCGAUCUCGCCCCGUGGAGAGCGGUGAUGUGGUUGAGGCUGUGCAGGAGGUGCUGGUACGCCGCAGCGAAGCCACUGCCCGGCCCCGAGGGCUGCGAAAGUGCCCGAUGGGAGAUGGAGAGGGCACAUCAUCAAGACCCCGGGCUGGGGCCGCAGGGGCGCAUCAGAGGGAGAAGGCAGAAGAGGAGCCAUGGCUGGGAGCCGCAGCCAGGCCAGAGCCGCAGCCAGGCCUGGGGCGGGCGCGAGGUCCGGCCAGAUGGGGACGUGAUGCGGCUGGAGGGAAGCGCAAAACCUGGCGUGUGCCCCGACGAAGCCAAAGAGGCGGCAAACUGCACUGAGGGCUGCCAGGAUGACGGCAACUGCAAUGGCAACCUCAAGUGCUGCCUGACGGCGUGCGGCAUGGCCUGCCAGAUGCCCAACGCGAAGCCCGGCAACUGCCCGGAGAUGAAGCCGGGGAUCCCCAUGCUGGGGCUGUGCCACAACCAGUGCAGCAUGGACUCCCACUGCGUCAGCAGCUUCAAGUGCUGCACCAACGGCUGCGGCAGAAUGUCCUGCGUGCUGCCGGUCUUCUAAGGUGCUGCCUGGACCUGCCAGCCUCCGCCCCGGUGAAGGAAAGCUGCUCCGCUAUGGCCCUCCCUGCACGGGGUCCCCGGGUCCCAUCCCGGCCGCUGGCGCUUGCUGCGCAGAGCGCCCGUCCUGGCCCCGUCCUGGGCAUUCGCUGGAGCCCUGUGCACUCUUGCCAAUAAAGCAGCCUCUCCCACAGCCCUGACA
This is a messenger RNA of Alligator sinensis (Chinese alligator), 1036 nucleotides long. Its product is annotated as WAP four-disulfide core domain protein 2. Lineage: Eukaryota; Metazoa; Chordata; Crocodylia; Alligatoridae. Bases 158 to 838 code for a protein of 226 amino acids. The transcript is spliced from 4 exons. Gene Ontology annotation, cellular component: extracellular region. Gene Ontology annotation, molecular function: peptidase inhibitor activity. Gene Ontology annotation, biological process: antibacterial humoral response; innate immune response. The record is from RefSeq and is a predicted model, not a curated record.